This is a messenger RNA of Thyridium curvatum, 1815 nucleotides long. RefSeq lists its product as uncharacterized. Gene Ontology annotation, cellular component: nucleus. Lineage: Eukaryota; Fungi; Ascomycota; Sordariomycetes; Thyridiales; Thyridiaceae. The transcript is spliced from 2 exons. Bases 1 to 1815 code for a protein of 604 amino acids. Gene Ontology annotation, biological process: positive regulation of transcription by RNA polymerase II. Gene Ontology annotation, molecular function: zinc ion binding; DNA-binding transcription factor activity, RNA polymerase II-specific; transcription cis-regulatory region binding. The record is from RefSeq and is a predicted model, not a curated record.
AUGUCAUCUGUCCUGUCCCGUCGUCCCCGAUCAGGGCCGAUCCUGCGCGUACGCACCGGGUGCCUCACCUGCCGCACUCGCAAGAAGAAGUGCGAUGAGAGGAAACCCUGCUGCCGUGGCUGUGAACGCAACAACCUUGAGUGCCGAUGGGCGCCAUCUAGUCACCCGCUGCAGAGACAUGCCCGGACAACGCGGAGACAAGGCUCUGGAUUGUGUGACCUCCCACCAACCACAUCCUCUGCAUAUGCCUACAUCGCACCUGCUGGCGGCAAUCCACUUCCCGACAUCGCAAACCCAUCACAGGGCUCGUCAAAUGCCUCUAUUCACGACGUCCAUUCGCCGCAGCAGAGCGGCUCUGAGCUCUCGUCAGGAUCAUCAACAUCGCCCUCGAGCUCUUCAACGACGUCACUAGGCAAUCGCACCACUGUAUUGCGCCCUGAUCCCAUCAUUGACACUUCCGAUCCUACAAUCGGAAUCACAUCCGAGUUUAAUGAACUCGUAGAUCCUGUCACAUCCACAGCCCUUCCCGAUACUUUCGAUCUCGGGUCAAGCCAAGAACUUGCGCUUGGUACACUUCAAGCGCCCUUGGGACUAUUCUUCAACUUGAACCCAAAAGUCCACCGGAACCUCAACCUUCUUCCCGGAAGUCACGGAAGUGACUCGUUCGAACUGCUCAGCCAUUACAUGGCUGUGACGACCAUGAGCAUGGCGAACGGCUCCACGGAGGAGAACCCAUUCCUUGUUCAAUUGGUGCCAUUAGCCUUUGGCCACGAUCUCAUCCUGCAGCUCAUCCUGACGCAAAGUGCCGUCCAUAGAGCAACCCGGUCUACAAACAGUACUGAUCAACUGGCUGGUCAAUACUAUUCCAACUCUCUUCAGUUGUUCCAACAGAAUAUCACCAAAUACAUUGGAGGUCAAACCUUCGAGGAGACAUUGGUGUUAGGAGUCGCAGCACUGAUCAUGUGUUUCGUAGAGACAGCGAAAGGAGAUGUCAACGGGACAGUCUUCGAUCACCUCAUGGCAGCCCAAUCACUUUUGCGACCGUGUCUAACAGCAACCAGCUCAUUGCCUCUCCGGCUGAGGAAUUUCUUGACUGAGUACUAUGUGUACACAGCCACGCUGAGCAUGAUUUCCAUUGACCCUAGCGUCAGCCCGCAGCUCUUUCUGACCGACGAGCUCCGUGACCUGGCCAAUGAGCUGGUGGCGACGGGCUACAUCGGCAAUAUGUGCGGCUGCUGGCUGGAGCUGAUCCUCUUGAUACCAUCCAUAUUUGACCUUUGCCGCCAGCUGACGCCUGUCGACGACCAGCAGCCGACCACUCCUACGGCAGACCAUUUCGUCACGUUUGCUCAGCUUCAUAGCAGUAUUCUCAAUUGGACUCCUGGCCUGCCACUCGACCAAGAGGUGUUCCUAGCUGGCCGAGCAUUCCAGCAAGCCAUACUGCUGUAUCUGCACACAGCACUCGGUGCAUUCUCUAAACAACAAGACGGACAGCAGUCAGCAAGCAUACAAUCGGCCAUAACAGAAGCUUUGUCCGUUCUUGCACAGCUGGACUCUACCUCGAGGAUAAACACCAGCUUGUGCUGGCCCAUCGCUGUUGUUGGCUCAUGCCUGACCGAUGCAGGGCAAAAAGCAUUCCUGACAGGCCGUCUAGAGCAGAUGUUCACUUCCAUCGGGCUGGGGAACAUCCGGCAGACUUCCAACUUGCUGGAGCGUAUGUGGGCGACUUCUGUUACUGGCGAUGGCCCUGAGGCCGGUCCAUGGAGCAUUUGUCGCGUCAUGCACGAAAAUCAGAUAUGGAUCUCGUUCGCAUGA